AUUACUAAUAAAAGUCACUUUGCAAUUUUGUAAUUUUUUAACUUAAAAAAAUGUCCUUGCUACACAAAUUAAGCAGAGUUGCGCUCAGCACGCAUGCUUAUAGUGCAAGUCGUCACUUAAGUGUUGCAAAUAGACUGUCCGGCAGCAAUAAGGAAACAACAAGUGACAACAACAUUGUCAAUAGUGCGGCAGAGGAACAGUUGCCUGAGGUUGACAACAAAGGCGGUUUUGCACGUGCAUUUGAAAAGUAUACAGCACCAGCAGCACCUGCGGAGCAGCCUUUGGACAAUCAAAGCUUUGCCUCACUGCUACGCAACUCCAAGUUCACAGACUUGGGUGCUGCGGAGGGCAAGGUGGUAAGCGGCAAAAUCUUUCAUGUGGUAGGUGAUGAUCUUUACAUAGACUUUGGCUGGAAGUUUCACUGCGUUUGCACGAGACCCCAACGCAAUGGGAGCGACUAUGUGCGUGGUGCUCGUGUGCGUCUGCGCGUCAAGGAUCUGGAAUUGUCUACCAAGUUUUUGGGCUCCAGCAAGGAUAUAACCAUCUUGGAAGCCGACUGCCACUUGCUGGGCCUAAUUAAUUCGCCCACGAGUCAAGCGCCCAGAGAAACCAAGAGCACGUUCACUGCGCCCAGCAUGGAAAGUUUGUUAUAAAGUAAUUGUAUUCUAAUGUGCAUUAAACAAAGUGCUUUUUGUUAAGUUAAAAUUA
Molecule: messenger RNA, 708 nt
Organism: Drosophila busckii
Lineage: Eukaryota; Metazoa; Arthropoda; Insecta; Diptera; Drosophilidae
Gene: mRpS28
Product: 28S ribosomal protein S28, mitochondrial
Exons: 3
Coding region: 51-653 (200 amino acids)
Cellular component (GO): mitochondrial small ribosomal subunit
Source: RefSeq, a predicted model, not a curated record